Molecule: messenger RNA, 1771 nt
Organism: Symsagittifera roscoffensis
Lineage: Eukaryota; Metazoa; Xenacoelomorpha; Acoela; Convolutidae
Exons: 5
Coding region: 333-1007 (224 amino acids)
Source: RefSeq, a predicted model, not a curated record
UAGCUUGCAAUUGUGUUUUCAUUGUGAUCUCAAAAGUGGGGUGAAGCUCCGCUUAGCCUCUGUGUUCAUUAUUGUUAUUUGAAUUUCAGGUGGGCGUUCCUGGCCGUAUAGUUCCCGUAAGGAAUUUUUAUAGCUUAUUUUUCGUGAAGCGUACAGAUGUUUCACAUCCAAAGACAUGAUUGUUCCCUUCGAAACUUCGAAUUUGCUGUCGUUUUUUACCCAAAUCUUCCUUAAUCAGUGUGGUCGGAACAUCUGUGGUACUUGCACAGUAACCGGCUAUCCGUGUUCUUUUAUGCGUCUUCAUUUCCAGAACUGUUGGCUGCUAGUUUGGAAUGCAACUGAGAAGAUUAUUUUUUCUUGCCGGUGGAAUUAGUGGACUUAUCCUUGUGUGGCACUUCUGCAAGGGGAGACGACAUAUAAAACUCGCAAAAACGGCACCCUUUUCCAAGGAGUCAGCGAAACCGAGAAAAACAAGGCUAAGAAUCAUGGUGUCAUAUUUCGGAUUUAAAGAAGCUCAAAAUGACACUGCUCUUGUUCACCGCUCAAUAAAUCUUGCAGUUGAUGCAAUUGUUGGGUUACAAGCGUCGAAUCAGGUUGACAGCGAAAAUGUUGCUGCGGCUUUUGAUUUGCUGAGCAAUAUCGUUUGUUAUCCGGAAAGUCUUGCAUUUUUUUCACCAUCGUUUGUAAAAGUUACCACAAUUUUCUGGGACAACUCAAAUAAUCUGGGGAACCAAGUUGUCCUAGCUGGGCUGAAGUUUUACUCUCUUGUAACUCUGAACGAAGAGUUUUUGGGUAAAGUUGCUACUAGUUGUGUAAUUCCCUGUGUUGAACUUGUCGAAAAUAGUUCGGAUCCGGAGUUGCGUCUUAGUGCCUUAAAAGUGUUGGUGAAUGUUUCAUCUUACACAAAAUGCAAUUCAUUUAUUCAAGAAGCGCUUUCGGUUCAAGUAAGUAGAAAUCCAGAAUUUAUUGCACUCGUGUUUAAUAUGUUUCUUGCAAUCGGAAACUAGAUCCCUUUCUACAUAAAUGAAAUAGCCACUAAAAAUGACGCAAAUAUUUUUUGCCUGAACUGAGCUCUAUGGAUGACUAAGUUGAUGUGGAAUAACGAAUGCCACAUUUAUUAGCGCCCUUAAGUAAUUUUUGAGUCUAAAUGUCGGUUAUGCACAGGAAAAUACCUGGCAUGAUACUGCGUAAGCUAAGCUCGCCGAUACGAACAAAACAUCGCCAAAACAUAGCGGCAUAGAAUUAUCUUUACACUUGCGAGAGCAAGUGUCUUGUAAUCGGGAACUAGUUACCGUAAACCAGUUUUACAAAUCUGUGAGAAAGUUUGAAGUUGCUUUAUUAGUAAACCUGUGCAACUUCGAGACUCUUUCCCUCUUGGCCGAGAAGAAACGCGGUUGGCUUUGCACCUCAAUGGCUGAGGUCCGAGUCCCUGGCGGACCUUGUUUUUUUUCAUUAUGUAUGAAUUUGAAAAAAAAAUGUUCCGGGAAAAAUUGAAUUGUCGGUCUUUUGUUUGUCAGCUUGUGUUUUGUUGGCUUAGUUGAUGCAUCGGGGAAGUUUUUUGUGCUGUCAGCAGUUUUCAUUGCAGAUGCAAGUGUUUUAGAUUUUCUCCUUAAUUUGUAAAAUGAAUAGCCCUGACGUUGUAUAUUUUCCUUGGUUUUCCUUUUUUCGCUUAAAAGUUAAAUUCGGCCUAAAUGGUUUCAGUUUAUGUGUUAUCGACUGAUGUACGUUAUUUUGUGUCGCUUCAAUGGGGAAAGUGAUUGAUUUUUUGAAA